GGUCUCAGUCCUGCGUGGCAGGGCGGGCAGGCGGCCUUGGGCUUUUCGAGCCUUUUCGUCAUGGCGGCGCCCUGCUUCCCCUUCUGGGUGCAGCCCGUCGUGGAGGCGCCCCGGUAGCCUCUUUGGGACCCAGCCUCUCUACGUCGCCACGGCUCUCCCUCCUCCCGGCUGCACUAGCGGCUCCCAGGAUUCGCCGGAAGUAAAACUUCGGAAGUGAGGCGGUGCCUCUGCCCGGAAGCGACCACGGCGCAGGGAAAGAUGGCGGUGGCGGCGGCGGUUAACGCGGUGCCUUGCGGGGCCCGGCCCGGCGGGCAUCCCAAGCCCAGGCCGCAGCCGCGCACGCUCCUUGCCGCCGGGCCGGCGCUCAUAGCAAGCGGCGAUGAGCUGGUGGCCGCCGUGUGGCCGUACCGACGGCUGGCUCUGCUACGGCGCCUCACGGUGCUGCCGUUCGCGGGGCUGCUCUACCCGGCCUGGCUGGGCGCCGCGGCCGCUGGCUGCUGGGGCUGGGACAGCAGCUGGGCGCAGGUCCCUGAGGCCGCGCUGCUGGUGCUCGCCACCAUCUGCCUCGUGCACGCUCUCACCGUCCUCUCCGGGCACUGGUCCGUGCACGCGCACUGCGCGCUCACCUGCACCCCGGAAUACGACUCCAGCAAAGCGACCUUUGUGAAGGUGGUGCCGACCCCCAACAACGGCUCCACUGAGCUCGUGGCCCUGCACCGCAAUGAGGGUGAGGACGGGCAGGAGGUGCUGUCCUUUGAAUUCCAGAAGAUCAAGUAUUCCUAUGAUGCUUUGGAGAAGAAGCGCUUCCUUCCUGUGGCCUUUCCUGUUGGAAAUGCCUUCUCGUUCUACCAGACCAACAGAGGGUUCCAGGAGGACUCGGAGAUCCGCAUGGCUGAGAAGAAGUUUGGGAGCAACAAGGCUGAGAUGGUGGUGCCCGACUUCUCAGAGCUGUUCAAGGAAAGAGCCACGGCGCCCUUCUUUGUGUUCCAGGUGUUCUGCGUGGGGCUCUGGUGUCUGGACGAGUACUGGUACUACAGCGUCUUCACACUGUCCAUGCUGGUGGCCUUCGAGGCCUCCCUGGUGCAGCAGCAGAUGCGGAACAUGUCAGAGAUCCGGAAGAUGGGCAACAAGCCCCACAUGAUCCAGGUCUACCGCAGCCGCAAGUGGAGGCCCGUCGCCAGCAGUGAGGUUGUCCCCGGGGACAUCGUCUCCAUCGGCCGCUCCCCACAGGAGAACCUUGUGCCAUGCGACGUGCUUCUGCUGCGGGGCCGCUGCAUCGUGGACGAGGCCAUGCUCACAGGGGAGUCAGUGCCGCAGAUGAAGGAGCCCAUUGAAGACCUCAGCCCUGACCGCGUACUGGACAUCCAGGCUGACUCCCGGCUUCACGUCAUCUUUGGGGGCACCAAGGUGGUGCAGCACAUUCCCCCCCAGAAGGCCACCACGGGCCUGAAGCCGGUCGACAACGGGUGUGUGGCCUACGUCCUCAGGACCGGGUUCAACACGUCCCAGGGCAAGCUGCUGCGCACCAUUCUCUUUGGGGUCAAGAGAGUGACCGCAAACAACCUGGAGACCUUCAUCUUCAUCCUCUUCCUCCUGGUUUUUGCCGUUGCCGCAGCUGCCUAUGUGUGGAUCGAAGGCACCAAGGACCCCAGUCGGAACCGCUACAAGCUGUUUCUGGAAUGCACGCUGAUCCUCACCUCGGUUGUGCCUCCGGAGCUGCCCAUCGAGCUGUCGCUGGCCGUCAACACCUCCCUCAUUGCCCUCGCCAAGCUCUACAUGUACUGCACGGAGCCUUUCCGGAUCCCCUUUGCUGGCAAGGUGGAGGUGUGCUGCUUUGACAAGACGGGGACCUUAACCAGCGACAGCCUAGUGGUGCGCGGAGUGGCCGGGCUCAAAGAUGGAAAGGACGUGACUCCUGUGUCCAACAUCCCCGUAGAAACACACCGGGCCCUGGCCUCAUGCCACUCACUCAUGCAGCUGGAUGAUGGCACCCUUGUGGGUGACCCGCUCGAGAAGGCCAUGCUGACAGCUGUGGACUGGACGCUGACCAAAGAUGAGAAAGUAUUCCCCCGAAGUAUUAAAACUCAGGGGCUGAAAAUUCACCAGCGCUUUCAUUUUGCCAGUGCCCUAAAGCGAAUGUCCGUGCUCGCCUCCUAUGAGAAGCUCGGCUCCACCGACCUCUGCUACAUGGCAGCCGUGAAGGGGGCCCCUGAAACGCUGCACUCCAUGUUCUCCCAGUGCCCACCUGACUACCACCACAUCCACACGGAGAUUUCCCGGGAAGGAGCCCGUGUGCUGGCGCUGGGGUACAAGGAGCUGGGGCACCUCACCCACCAGCAGGCCCGGGAGGUCAAGCGGGAGGCCCUGGAGUGCAAUCUCAAGUUUGUGGGCUUCAUCGUAGUCUCCUGCCCGCUCAAGGCCGACUCCAAGGCUGUGAUCCGCGAGAUCCAGAACGCAUCCCAUCGGGUGGUCAUGAUCACAGGUGACAACCCUCUCACUGCCUGUCAUGUGGCCCAGGAGCUGCAUUUCAUUGAGAAGGCGCACACGCUGAUCCUGCAGCCUCCCACGGAGAAAGGUGGGCCCUGUGAGUGGCGCUCCAUCAAUGGCAGUGUCACACUGCCCCUGGCCCGAGGCUCCCUGAAGGCACUGGCCCUGGAGCAUGCGCUCUGCCUCACGGGUGACGGCCUGGCCCACCUGCAGGCUGAGGACCCCCAGCAGCUGCUUUGCCUUAUCCCCCACGUGCAGGUGUUUGCCCGCGUGGCCCCCAAACAGAAGGAGUUUGUCAUCACCAGCUUGAAGGAGCUGGGCUACGUGACCCUCAUGUGUGGGGAUGGCACCAAUGAUGUGGGCGCCCUGAAGCAUGCUGAUGUGGGUGUCGCGCUCCUAGCCAAUGCGCCUGAGCGGGUGGUUGAGCGGAGGCGGCGGCCCCGGGACAGUCCCAUCCUGAGCAGCAGCGGAGUCAGGGCCACCUCCAGGGCGGCCAAGCAGAGGUCGGGGCUCCCGCCCCCCGAGGAGCAGCUAGCCUCACAGCGGGAUCGCCUGAGCCAGGUGCUACGGGACCUCGAGGACGAGAACACACCUAUCGUGAAGCUGGGAGAUGCCAGCAUCGCAGCACCCUUCACCUCCAAGCUCUCAUCCAUCCAGUGCAUCUGCCACGUGAUCAAGCAGGGCCGAUGUACAUUGGUGACGACACUGCAGAUGUUCAAGAUCCUGGCGCUCAAUGCCCUCAUCCUGGCCUACAGCCAGAGUGUCCUCUACCUGGAGGGCGUCAAGUUCAGUGACUUCCAGGCCACACUUCAGGGGCUGCUGCUGGCCGGCUGCUUCCUCUUCAUCUCCCGCUCCAAGCCCCUCAAGACCCUCUCCCGGGAGCGGCCCCUGCCUAAUAUCUUCAACGCCUACACUGUCCUCACGGUUGUGCUCCAGUUCUGCGUUCAUUUCCUGAGUCUUGUCUACCUGUAUGGCGAGGCCCAGGCCCGGAGCCCUGAGAAACAGGAGCAGUUUGUGGACCUGUACAAGGAGUUUGAGCCGAGCUUGGUCAACAGCACCGUGUACAUAAUGGCCAUGGCCAUGCAGAUGGCCACCUUUGCCAUCAACUAUAAGGGCCCGCCCUUCAUGGAGAGCUUGCCAGAGAACAGACCCCUGGUGUGGAGCCUGGCCGUGUCACUCCUGGCCAUUGUAGGCCUGCUCCUGGGCUCCUCGCCUGACUUCAACAGCCAGUUUGGCCUUGUGGACAUCCCUUUGGAGUUCAAGCUGAUCAUCGCUCAGGUCCUGCUCCUGGACUUCUGCCUGGCGCUCCUGGCUGACCGUGUCCUUCAGUUCUUCCUGGGGACCCCGAAGCUGAAAGUGCCUUCCUGAGGCAGCGGUGCCGGCACCUGCUACCCACUCUGUUGCCACUGGGCAGGAGCCCCCACCAUGAGGCUGGCCCAGCCUUCCCCACAAGACUGAGCUGGGGCCCCCACAUGGCUGUUGGCCUGGCUGGUAGAACCAGCCCCAGGCCAGCACCUUUGGUAAAUAAAGCAGCAUCCAGGAUUUUAAGAAA
Molecule: messenger RNA, 4039 nt
Organism: Manis javanica (Malayan pangolin)
Lineage: Eukaryota; Metazoa; Chordata; Mammalia; Pholidota; Manidae
Gene: ATP13A1
Product: ATPase 13A1
Biological process (GO): transmembrane transport; intracellular calcium ion homeostasis; extraction of mislocalized protein from ER membrane
Cellular component (GO): endoplasmic reticulum membrane
Molecular function (GO): ATPase-coupled monoatomic cation transmembrane transporter activity; ATP hydrolysis activity; membrane protein dislocase activity
Source: RefSeq, a predicted model, not a curated record